Strongyloides ratti is the source of this 948-nucleotide messenger RNA. RefSeq names its product Protein SEC13 homolog. The transcript has 2 exons. Lineage: Eukaryota; Metazoa; Nematoda; Chromadorea; Rhabditida; Strongyloididae. Gene Ontology annotation, molecular function: protein binding; structural molecule activity. The coding region runs from base 1 to 948 and encodes 315 amino acids. Gene Ontology annotation, biological process: COPII-coated vesicle budding; protein import into nucleus; positive regulation of TOR signaling. The record is from RefSeq and is a predicted model, not a curated record. Gene Ontology annotation, cellular component: COPII vesicle coat; nuclear pore outer ring.
AUGGUUGCUGCUUUGGCUCGAAUUGAUGCUGCACAUCGUGAUAUCAUUCAUGAUGUUCAAAUGAAUGAAUAUGGAAAUCGUUUAGCAACAUGUUCUGCUGAUAGAAUGGUUAAAAUUUUUGAUGUAAAACCAAAUAAUCAGUCAUAUCCAAUGGCAGAGUUAUCUGGACAUGAGGGACCAGUAUGGAAAGUAGCAUGGGCUCCAUUGGCAGAAGAAUUUUUAUUGGCAUCAUGUUCUUAUGAUAAGAAAGUUAUUAUAUGGAAAGAAACAAAUUUAAAGUGGCAAAAAAUGUUUGAAUAUUCUCAACAUGAAGCUAGUGUAAAUUCUGUUGAUUGGGCACCUAGACAACAUGGACUUAUUCUUGUUUGUGGUUCAACAGAUGGAAGAGUUAGCAUAAUUGAGCAAGUUAAUGAUGAAUGGAAAGGUACUUGUAUAGAUAACGCUCAUGAAGAUGGAGUUAAUGGUGUUUCAUUUGCUCCAUAUGGUAUAAGUGGAUUCUCAACAGAUGAGAUGACUGCAAAGGUUAUUUGUAAAAAAUUUGUUAGUUGUGGUAAUGAUAAAAAAGUAAAAAUUUGGAGUUUUAUCGAUGGUAGUGGAAAGUGGGAAUUAGAACAUACGUUAGAAGGUCAUGAUGAUUUUGUCAGGGAUGUAGCUUGGGCUCCAUUUGGAGUUAAUGGUAUUGCUACAAUAGCUUCUUGUGGUCAAGAUAAUAGAGUAAUUUUAUGGACAUGUAAUUAUGGAAAUAAUGAGACAAAAUGGAAGAAGCAUAUAUUAGAUACCUUAGAUGAGUAUGCCACAAGUCUUAGUUUUAAUACAGUUGGUGAUGUAUUAUGUGUAUCUGCAGGUGAUUCAACAAUAAAACUUUACAAACAUUUAAUUGAUGAAUGGGUUGAAUUAAAAUCUCCAAAAAAAGAUCAAGUUAAGAAUACAACUAAAACAAAAAAUUAA